This is a messenger RNA of Hemisphaericaspora subhashii, 441 nucleotides long. It is a transcript of the gene DQD1, whose product is annotated as Dqd1p. Gene Ontology annotation, molecular function: 3-dehydroquinate dehydratase activity. The transcript has a single exon. The record is from RefSeq and is a predicted model, not a curated record. NCBI's taxonomy places the organism in Eukaryota, Fungi, Ascomycota, Pichiomycetes, Serinales, Debaryomycetaceae. The coding region runs from base 1 to 441 and encodes 146 amino acids. Gene Ontology annotation, biological process: quinate catabolic process.
AUGGUUAAGAAAGUAUUACUAAUCAAUGGACCUAAUCUCAAUUUGUUAGGUACCAGAGAACCAGAAAAAUAUGGUACAACUACUUUAGCAGAUAUAGAACAGGCAGCAAUUAAACAAGCAGAAUUAAAACAAGAUGGAUCACAAGUAUUAGCAUACCAAAACAAUACAGAAGGGAAUAUUGUCGAUAGAAUACAUCAAGCUAAAUUAGAAGGAGUAGGGUUUAUUGUCAUAAAUGCUGGAGCUUAUACUCAUACUUCUAUAGCAAUUAGAGAUGCCUUGUUAGGUACGGCUAUACCAUUUAUAGAAGUUCAUAUUACUAAUGUUCAUCAACGAGAACUGUUUAGACAUCAUAGUUAUUUGAGUGAUAAAGCAAUUGGGAUUGUAUGUGGUUUAGGGGUUUAUGGUUAUACUGCUUCUAUUGAAUUUGCACUUAAUUAUUAG